AUGGACUCGUGUUAUGAGGAUAUGGACUCGUGUUAUGAGGAUAUGGACACGUAUCAUGAGGACAAGGACACGUAUCAUGAGGACAAGGACACGUAUCAUGAAGACAUGGACACGUAUCAUGAGGACAUGGACACGUAUCAUGAGGACAAGGACACGUAUCAUGAGGACAAGGACACGUAUCAUGAGGACAUGGACACGUAUCAUGAGGACAUGGACACGUAUCAUGAGGACAAGGACACGUAUCAUGAGGACAAGGACACGUAUCAUGAGGACAAGGACACGUAUCAUGAGGACAUGGACACGUAUCAUGAGGACAUGGACACGUAUCAUGAGGACAUGGACACGUAUCAUGAGGACAAGGACACGUAUCAUGAGGACAUGGACACGUAUCAUGAGGACAUGGACACGUAUCAUGAGGACAAGGACACGUAUCAUGAGGACAAGGACACGUAUCAUGAGGACAAGGUCACGUAUCAUGAGGACAAGGACACGUAUCAUGAGGACAAGGACACGUAUCAUGAGGACAUGGACACGUAUCAUGAGGACAAGGACACGUAUCAUGAGGACAUGGACACGUAUCAUGAGGACAAGGACACGUAUCAUGAGGACAAGGACACGUAUCAUGAGGAUAUAUCCUCGUAUUAUGAGGAGCGAGAGGGCCAAACGCCGGCGGUUCCCGCCUGA
Molecule: messenger RNA, 684 nt
Organism: Procambarus clarkii (red swamp crayfish)
Lineage: Eukaryota; Metazoa; Arthropoda; Malacostraca; Decapoda; Cambaridae
Product: calcium-binding and coiled-coil domain-containing protein 2-like
Source: RefSeq, a predicted model, not a curated record